Messenger RNA from Panicum virgatum (switchgrass), 978 nucleotides. Its product is annotated as cell surface glycoprotein 1-like. Bases 176 to 652 code for a protein of 158 amino acids. The record is from RefSeq and is a predicted model, not a curated record. The transcript is spliced from 3 exons. NCBI's taxonomy places the organism in Eukaryota, Viridiplantae, Streptophyta, Magnoliopsida, Poales, Poaceae.
UAUCGCCCCCCACAGUCAGAACUCGGGAAGGCCUUCGAGUUGAGCCGCCCGGAACGCGAAUUCCAUUCCGACCCGACUUCUCCACCCAGGAAACCCAGGCGAAUCGAGACUUCGAGAGAGAGAGAGAGAGAGAGAGAGAGAGAGGCCUUACCUUGAGCUCCCUACCCUCCCCACCAUGGCGUCCGCGUGGUGCCUCUCGGCCCCGGCCGCCGCGCCGCCGGCACCCGGCGCCCUCGGCGCCUCCGCCUCCGCAACCGGGGGUGCUCCCGCCCUCGCGCGGGCGGUGGUCCCCGUGGGGAGGCGGUGCAGGUGGGGCGCGCUCGUGGUCCGCGCGGCCCCCGACGAGGAGAAGAUUACGCGGCGGUCGCCCCUCGACUUUCCCAUCCAUCGGCUGAGAUGGUUUGGACAUGUCCAACGAAGGCCUCCUGAGGCGCCGGAAUGGGAGAGACCAAAGCCUGGGAGACGACCUGAUAUCUUCCCGAAGUUCAGCCCAAUGAAGACACCAUUACCGCAUCCAUUACCAGCUGAUGAUCCUCUGGAUGAUGAUGAAGAAGAGGAAGAGGAAGAACAACCACCUCCGGAGGAACCACAGGAGGAUGAUCCAGACAAGGAAGAACCUGAGGAAGAUGACCCGGACAAGCCAACUGAGUAAUUUUGGAUGAUGUGAGGGCUGUGGUAGAUAGACACCGAGCAUAAAUUUGCCAUACCUUUGGAGCACCUAAGGUUCAGUUUGAACUGAUAGUUCUGCCGGCUUAUAUAGGCUCUAGACUUAUAAGUUUGUAAUGACCUCCUUUAAGCUUUUCUAAAGCUAUCAAAGUUUUGUUCGAACGGUUUACUUUUUACAGUGCGAUAUUUGUUAUGACAUGUAUUCACACCUCUAUCUUGGGUAAUUGUCGUGUACAUUAUGAUGAGAUAUUCCUGUUAGACUGCAACAGUAAUGCUACUGAGAAAAGCUAUGCUAGUAAGAAUUGGUUCUUA